AUAUGUAAACAUUUAAACUUGAUUAUUUCUUCCUUUAUCUUUUUUACUGUUCUCCAUGUAUGGUUUGUAGGUGUAGAAUAUGAUGAAGCCAUCAUGGCACAGCAGGACAGGAUCCAACAAGAGAUAGCAGAAACGUCCCAACUGAUCGGGGACCAUGAGGAUCUUCUCCUGUUGUCCAAAGAGUACUCUGAGGAGGACAGUGUCUACCAGGGGAAAAUCAAGGACUUGAGAAGUAAAUACAAGUGCUUCAGAAGAACAAGAGGGGAUGGGAACUGCUUCUAUAGGGCUUUUGGCUUUUCCUAUCUAGAGAGGUUGCUGGAUGACAGAAAAGAUUUGGAAAGGUUCAAAGAGGUUGCUGCUAAAAGUAAAGAUAUGCUGGUGUCCCUUGGAUUCCCUGCCUUCACAGUAGAAGACUUCCAUGAUACUGUAAGUUAUGGCAUGACUGAGAUAAGUUGAUAUAUAACUGCAAUAAAUAUGCUGAAAUUCUAACCCUUUAGUGGCUAGCAGAAGGCUACAAUCAAACGUGGACAGUCAUUACUUAAGUCUUAGUUCUUCCAUAAUAUGGAAAUGACAGUCCAUAUUUGAUUAGAAUAGCAUACAUAAAACUAUAUAUGGUAUUCUAGUCUUUUUCACAUGUAAUUGGGAGAGAAAGUACUUUAGCUCUCAGAUGAUUGAUUAAGGGUUAAUGACCCGCCCCGAGGUGAAUAUGGUGGGAUAAAGCAUUGUCAGUUGC
Molecule: messenger RNA, 733 nt
Organism: Branchiostoma belcheri (Belcher's lancelet)
Lineage: Eukaryota; Metazoa; Chordata; Leptocardii; Amphioxiformes; Branchiostomatidae
Product: ubiquitin thioesterase OTUB1-like
Exons: 4
Coding region: 94-456 (120 amino acids)
Biological process (GO): protein K48-linked deubiquitination
Cellular component (GO): nucleus
Molecular function (GO): cysteine-type deubiquitinase activity; ubiquitin binding
Source: RefSeq, a predicted model, not a curated record